AUGGCCUCAAGUUCACUUUUGAGCUAUGAAAAUCUUAUAGCCGAUUACGCGCGACAGCUUGACGAGCUAUCUCACAUUGAUGAAAACCGAUCUCCGGACGAUGACUACGAUGAAGAAUUCAAGUCCAAAUUCCAAAGUAUCCUAGUCGGUCUAGCCGGGGUGGUAAGAGCCGCUGAGACGGACGCGGACUCAAACCCCAACUCGAAGUUGGCUUCGGAACUCCCAGGAUUGAUUGCAAAAGUAGAUGAUGUGAUGAAUAAAGGUAUAUCUUUUGCAUAUGAAGGCGACGAUGAAAGUAGAAUGUACCUCGAUGGAUGGAUGCCUUCCUUUGCGCAUUGUAACGAUGGUCCAAACGCAACGCCAUUGUUGGAGAUCAAGAAAGCAAAUGACACUGGCCUUCACCUGCCGCCAGACAUGUUGGAGUCAUUGAGCUUCUUAAUGAUGAAAUUCGUCAAGGGCCAAAAUCGACGAAGAGGGGAUGACUCACCUGACAUUGACUCUUUCAAAAGCCAAUUCAAGCCCCCCGAGGGAUGGGAAACGACGCCGCAUCCCUCAGUGCUUUCCUCUCCCUGUGCAAGAUUCCAAUCCGACUUCAUUUUGUCUGAGUGUAGUGGCACUCCGGAACACGAGAACGUGGCAGCUCUCGUCAAAGCCCAAUGCGAAGUCUCGUGCGAUGAUAUCAAUGAUCCUGUCAAAUUGUGCAUUUCGAGCGGAGGAGAUUUACUCGCGUUGUCUGCUAUGGGGGGUUAUAAGAACCGCACCCCGUUUCUGCACUGUUAUUACCCGAAGGACGCAGCACCUCGUGCGACUGGCAGUAGUACGCGUUGGGAGGACAACUUAGGAUCUAUGCGCUCUAAAGAUCGUAAACUCGGUCUUUCAGGUGUUGUAGCAGACCUUGCACUCGAUGAGAGCCGACAGUUGAUCUUCGCUGCGGAUCAGAUGAGAAUCAAAUCUUACCGAUAUGACAAAACACAGAAGGUUGAAAAGAAAACCAGGAAUGGGGCCAGGGACGCUGGCUUCAGAGCGGUACACACAUUUGACUGCAGUGGUUCGUUCGAAGGACCGCUAUCUGUGUUUUCAGACCGUGGACGCGUUCUCAGAGCCGGUCAACACGGUACUGUCGCCAUCUGGGACAUAGACGCUCAACCUACGCAUGGACGAUCCGGGUCCGAAAUCGUCGGGGAAAAAUAUGAUUAUGAAGACAUGGAUUCUUGGAGGGAUGACCCCGAAGAAAUCGAGCUUUCAGGAGGGAGUGAACAUUCGCAGACAGUCAACCUCGACACGUGCGAUGGCGAAGGCGCGCGUGCUGUACAUUGGUCGGUCGAGUAUUGGCAUCGUCAUCCAUCCAGUACAAAUGUCAUGCUGUGCGGAUCAGAUGUAGGGACCUCCGAAGUAUACCAUUGCCACGCAUUCGACAUUGAAGCCGGUGGUAAAGCAGUGGCGAGGUACCUAGGACACGCAGGCCUCGUGAGGGGAUUUUCCACAAGUCCGGCAGCUGACCCAAAUGUAUUCCUGACCAGUUGCGAUGACGGACAUUCGCGUUUGUACGACACAAGGCGGUCCCUCCCUGUGCUGACGAUCGCAGCAGAGGACGCUUCUGAAGCUCCAAUGAACUCUGCGCUUCUUGUGUAUCCAGAUGGUCUUCCCUUCAUCUUUGUUGGAGAGGCAAAAUAUCAGAAGAUUGUACUAUGGGAUGUGCGUGCGCAGAAAGCUCUGUACGAACUGGCGACGGGCAAUAACAACGUACGAACCAUGGCUUGGGAUAACAGCUCCAACACUCUGUACGCGGCGACGGAGUGCACAUACGUUGACCGGAUUGGCUAUCACCAUGACUAUCGACGGGCAAAGAUCCCAAGAGAAAAAUAUCCAUCUGAGGAGAACCAAUCGGAUAUGGAUAUUGACGACGACGAAAUAGCGGACAACGAACCAGAUUCAGAAGAUGAUUGGGAUGAUGAAAGGUGUUGGCCAAGGAAUGCGUAUCACCGUGAGAAUUACUGGGGCCAUGUUUGGGAUGCGGGAGAUCAUCGUCUGUAUAAAUACGAGUUUAAGAAGGAACCAAAUCUCGAGAUUGUGCCCGAGUAUGGGAGAGCGACAGUCGACUCUGAUAAUUAUUAUUGGUGA
Psilocybe cubensis is the source of this 2121-nucleotide messenger RNA. RefSeq lists its product as uncharacterized. The coding region runs from base 1 to 2121 and encodes 706 amino acids. The transcript is spliced from 4 exons. The record is from RefSeq and is a predicted model, not a curated record. NCBI's taxonomy places the organism in Eukaryota, Fungi, Basidiomycota, Agaricomycetes, Agaricales, Agrocybaceae. Gene Ontology annotation, molecular function: protein binding.